Messenger RNA from Colletotrichum tamarilloi, 1206 nucleotides. RefSeq lists its product as uncharacterized. The transcript has 3 exons. The coding region runs from base 1 to 1206 and encodes 401 amino acids. NCBI's taxonomy places the organism in Eukaryota, Fungi, Ascomycota, Sordariomycetes, Glomerellales, Glomerellaceae. The record is from RefSeq and is a predicted model, not a curated record.
AUGACUGACGCCAACACAAGGGGCCCGUCCUCUCUGGACGGCACACCAUGUCUGCCCCUGCAGGAAAGCGAGCCACGCGCCAGCAUUGUCGAAACCCCCUCAAGGCAGGUUCUCAAUGGAUCGCAUGUUGCCAGAGAACGUCCAUGGAGCAGAGGUAUUCUUCCGGACGACUUUCUCGAGUAUCAACGGCAAUUAAAGCUACGGCUUUGCAAAGCGCACGAAGCCGGUGUACAGUGGAACGACAUUCACUUCAUGCUGAGUGGUGCCUUCCUUCUAGCCGACCAGCAUAUCAAGGCACUGAAGGAGCUCUUCCAUAAGGAGCUGUCGGGUGACAACCGAUACCACGAAUCUCUGACCAAGCUGAAGCUGAAGUAUUUGGCAGAAAUGCUAGAUGGAUACCCUGUCGCCAAGCAAGACUUCGAGGAUGCCAUACAACCAGUUAGGGAGGCCAUAGAUGUCUGGCACGAGAUCUUUGCGAAGAUGGGAGAAAAAUCGGUGCCAAUUGCAGAAGCAGAUCUUGUCUCUGAUUUUGGCAAUCCCAUCAGCCCCUUCCUUGGUCUACCAGCAGACUCCACGACGUGGGUAGACUUUUUGAGAAAGUUGAUUGGACUGAAGGAAUGGGAUUUCAUCCAAAAAGUCACGAGUAUCCAAGUUUAUGGGGUUGGGAAAUUGGGGCUGCUGUCAAAGACUGAUCUUGAUGAGGCACUCCUCGUGGUCAAGAACCAAGCCCACUUCCGAUACCUCAUGUGGGCGGAAAAGCUCAUCAAGUCCUACGAGGGCGAUGAAUCUAACCUUAUGAACACAGGGAAUCGACGCAAGGUCGAUGAAAAGCCCCCCAACGCCGAGUUUGAGAAGGGUGAGGACAUCACUACCGAGAAGCCAACUCCAAAGCAACCGAUUGUAGACAAGUCCCACAACGACGACCGCGAGAAUGAGGAUAUCGCCGCCUUUGAAGCAAGUCUCUUGGAACCCCUCGAGUAUCUUCGCAUCGUGGCCGAGCAGUCAAAGGAGAGCGAGAGCGAACCCACCGCUUCACAGAGCAAUCCACAGAAUGACGAGGCCGAUGACGAGAUGAUUAUCGAUGAGGAGGCACUGAACGAUAUGUUUUCAGGUUGGAUCGGGCACAUGCACAUCGCCAGAAGUCUUGACGAGGUGGAAGAUGAGGAGGAGGACGGUAACGAGGAGGCAAGUUGGUUCAUAGAGUGA